Acyrthosiphon pisum (pea aphid) is the source of this 2727-nucleotide messenger RNA. RefSeq lists its product as uncharacterized. The coding region runs from base 344 to 2458 and encodes 704 amino acids. The transcript is spliced from 9 exons. Lineage: Eukaryota; Metazoa; Arthropoda; Insecta; Hemiptera; Aphididae. The record is from RefSeq and is a predicted model, not a curated record.
CAUUCAGAUUUCAGUUAUCAUUCCGUCAAAUCAUGGUCUAAUCAUUUCAAACUGACGGAAAGUCUUCCGAUAAUAUACCUCACUAUUCUUGAAGACUUGAAGAUUCCAAUUCAUAUUUUUUUACACUAUAUCAUUCAAAAUACUAGAAGUGUAAAAUUAUAAAAAUUAUUAACGUUUUGAUUUCCUAUAAAUAAAAUGAUAAUUUACAUUUCGACAACGAAUCAUAAUAAUAUCACUGUGCUUAAAUAAUUUUUAAACCAAUGUUAAAAUAAUUUUAUUUUCCAAUUUUGAAAUUUUAUGUUUUACCUAUAACAUGUUAUAAUUCAGUAAACAUAAAUACAUAAUGGAACUCUCCUUGAAUUUUGAACAACUACAACUAAAAUCUGAGUAUUUACACACUAAUUCCAAACAUACACACUUUCAUGAGAAUAGUGAAAAUGAAUUGUUUGUUUCAUGGGACGAUUGUGUCAUGGUUUUAUAUUCAUUAGAUGGUUUGCCUGAAGCUAGUCUUUGGAACCCCAUUGAACCUAUGAUUGUGCCAAUAAGUAAUCCAAUAAUAACAAUAUUAACCUUUAAUUCAAGAAUGUAUUGUAUUGAUAAAAUUGGAUCUAUAUAUUAUCUAAAACAAGUUCAACGAGAUUCUCCAGACUUAUUUGAUAGUUCCCUGUCUGCUCAAGUUACUCAACAGCCACCGUCCUCCAAUUAUGAGUGGAAACCCUGCUACUCUCAUAAGUGUCCAUGUGAAAUAUUUGAAGCAACUUGCUAUUCAGAUGGAAUUGCUGUAAUAAUAGCAUUAGAAGAAUGGAUAAUAAUACAAAUGUUAAAAAUUACCAUCAAUGAUAAUAAUGAACCAACUAUAGUCAAUACUUGUAACAAACAAAUUAGAUCUCAGAAACCGUUUCCAUUUGUAGUUACUUCGUUUAUAUCUUGUAUUUGGAGAGAUUGGUUCAGUAGCCAACGGGCUAUAGAACUUUUCGGAUCAAAUGUAAUUGACAGUCUAGAUGUCUUUAUAAUAGCAACAGAAGAGUCAAAAGUAUAUUGUACAACAUCAAAUGUGAUCAGUAAAAAUAUUUCAUUAUUUUUAAAUAGUCCUCAAAAAAUUGUACACAUUCAAUUUUGUGAUUUUGAAACGAAAAAAUUGGUGUUAGUGUCAUCUAAUGGAAUACUUAUUAUCAUGAACUGUGUUGAAAAUAUUCAUCCUUCGUUCAUUUACCUGGCAGUUACAAAAACGGUUGCUACAUUUAUUGUUCAUCAUACAGUGAUUUUAAGUGAUGGUAUCCAUUUAUUUCAAAUAACAUUGGAUAAACUAUUUUCUAAAAUAGUCAAACAAGUUGUAACUCAGUUGAAAGGAGUUAUCUCAUUAUGCAGAUUUCAGUCCAAUAUAAUUAUUGCAAUGACCCGAUUAAAUAAAGUGUAUAAAUUAUCUGCAAAACUUGAAGUGAUCACUCAAGAAGAACUUAUGGUUAAAUUUGAUGAAAAAUCAAUUUUAGAAAACAUAAAAAAUCUUUGUAAAAGUAUACAGUCUUUAGAAGAGCAACAUGAAAAUAUGAAUAAAUACAUAAAUGCAGUGUCUAUUGUUGCUCGCCAAGAUUUAGUUGCUCAAUUUUGUUCAUUCAACAUUUUAAUCUAUUCAGGUGCUAAAGCUGUCAAAUUAGGAGCUUGUCAAAAUGAAUAUAUUUUUGCAAUCAAACUUUCCACAGACUGUUCAUGGUUGUCAUUUCCAUCUUCAAUUUGGCAACUUUUGGUUCGUAUUACUGACAGUAACAAUUUGUCGUCAAAUUGUGCAUUACAUUCUUUUGAUGUUGAUCUCUUUGACAAUAAUCACCCAUUAAUGGUGAAACACCGUUUAUUGGCUACAGUUGCUGAAAAUUGUACAUCUGGUUUAGUACAAUGUGAAUUGGUGUGUCAAGUACAAAAUGAUUCAAUUAAUCGUUGUUUGAUUAUUCCUUUGAAUCCAAUAAAAUUGAAUUCGUUAUAUUUUGUCAAAGCUGAAAAACGAGAAAAGAUAUUGGUGAUGAAUCCUUUGGAAGAUAGACAUAAGAAUGUUUUUAAAUUUCCAGAAAACAUAUCAUUACUAGAUUGCUUAACUGUUAUUACAAACAGAAAUAAACAUAGAAUAUCAAAAUCAUUUUAUAAAAAUAUAAUUGAUAAUAUGCCAAAAACAUUAUAUUUGAAUUAUUUUGGAAAAAUAGUUUCAAUGGUUUUAGAUGACAAAAUUACAAAAACAAUCAUCCUGGAGUGUCUAAAUCAAGAUGUUUUAGUUGCAGUUCGUAAUGGAAUUUUUAGUGAACUUUCAAAUGAUCAACCAGCAAUUAUAAAAUUGUCAGUUCUUGCAGACGUACAAAAACAACUUUGUUUAAUUGAAGAAUUAUCAAUUAAAGAUCGCCAGAACAAACACAUUGUUAAAGAAAUUAAAACUAAUAUUCAAAACCAAAUCAGUAAUCAUCUUCCUAUAUAAUCAGAUUUUUAUUUAGUUAAAUAUUAUAAAUCAAUUUUACUUUUCAAUGAACUUACAAAAAUAAAACAAAUGUAUUGUUAAAUUAUUACUUGUGUAACAAAAACAUGAUAUUUAAGAAUGAACAUUUUAAUUUAUGUAGAUAACUCAUGAUAGGUAGUAUUUAAUAGUCUUAUUGUUUUAUUUGUAUAAUAUUAAAUAUUUAUUAUGACUUUCUCACAGGAAGUAAAUUCUAAUUUAAUUCAACUACCUAAUAUACUAAUUAAAAAAAA